UUUUCUGGACGUCCUGGCUGCCCGUAAGGAUCCUGCCGGUCUGUCUGGAGAGGUUCUUAUAGACGGAGCUCCACAACCUCCAAACUUUAAAUGUUUGUCUGGAUAUGUGGUUCAGGAUGAUGUGGUCAUGGGGACACUGACCGUUCGAGAGAAUCUGUGUUUCUCAGCCGCUCUACGGCUUCCCAAAUCUAUCAAGCAGAGAGAAAAGGAUGAGAAGGUCGAGAGACUCAUUCAAGAGCUCGGCUUGAGCAAAGUGGCAGAUUCACGGGUGGGCACGCAGCUGAUUCGUGGAAUCUCGGGCGGAGAGAGGAAGAGGACUAAUAUCGGUAUGGAGCUGAUCAUUGAUCCUUCUGUGCUGUUUCUGGAUGAGCCCACCACGGGUCUGGACGCCAGCACGGCAAACUCGGUCCUCAAGCUGCUCAAGCGGAUGGGGAACAGCGGUCGCACCAUCAUCCUGUCCAUCCAUCAGCCGCGGUACUCCAUCUACCGGCUGUUUGACAGUCUCACGCUGCUGGUGAACGGGAAGCUGGUUUAUCACGGAGCCGCUCCGAACGCUCUCCAGUACUUCAGUGACAUCGGAUACACGUGUGAACCUCAUAACAACCCUGCUGAUUUCUUCCUGGACGUCAUCAACGGAGACUCUUCGGCCGUGGCGCUCAACAAACUCAACGACAGCGAGGAGCUGGAUCAGGAGCAGGUCAGUUCGUCUCUGAAGGGCAUCGAGGAGCAUUUGGUGGAGGAAUACAAGAAAAGCUCCAACUUUAAAGAAACUCAAAGUGAGCUGCAGAGAAUCGUUCAGGGUCAGGAAUACAGCACACGUCCCAAAUCCAGAACCAUCACCUACAGCACGUCCUUCUGUCAUCAGUUCCGAUGGGUUCUCAAGAGAACGUUCAAGAACCUCUUGCUCAAUCCUCAGACAUCAGUCGCUCAGAUUGGGGUGAUGAUUUUUCUGGCUCUGAUUGUUGGUGCCAUAUUUUUUGGAGUGAAAGCCAAUUCGAGUGGAAUUCAGAACAGGAUGGGCGCUCUGUUCUUCAUCACAACAAAUCAGUGCUUUAGUUCUGUUUCCUCAGCCGAGCUUUUCAUCACAGAGAGGAAACUAUUUGUACACGAGUACAUCAGUGGAUACUACAGAGUCUCCGUCUAUUUCCUGUCUAAGAUUCUGUCUGACAUCAUCACCCUGCGAACCAUUCCUGCCGUGAUCUUCAGCUGUGUGGCGUACUGGAUGAUAGGUCAAACACACACUCACACA
Messenger RNA from Triplophysa rosa, 1249 nucleotides. Its product is annotated as broad substrate specificity ATP-binding cassette transporter ABCG2-like. Gene Ontology annotation, cellular component: plasma membrane. The transcript is spliced from 9 exons. Gene Ontology annotation, molecular function: ATP hydrolysis activity; ATP binding; ABC-type transporter activity. Lineage: Eukaryota; Metazoa; Chordata; Actinopteri; Cypriniformes; Nemacheilidae. The record is from RefSeq and is a predicted model, not a curated record. The annotation marks the transcript as partial.